Linum trigynum is the source of this 2463-nucleotide messenger RNA. NCBI's taxonomy places the organism in Eukaryota, Viridiplantae, Streptophyta, Magnoliopsida, Malpighiales, Linaceae. The record is from the annotation of a GenBank genome assembly.
UCAAAAAUUAGCCAUUCAGCCCAAAUCUCCUCGGUCACUCCGACGAUACUGAAAAACCCUCCAGAGGCUCUGCCGACAUGGAAACUUCUUCUCGUCUCCGUCUCCCAUUUCUACUCCUGCUCUUACCUAUGCUCCUUUUCUUCCUCUUCUCCUCAUGGAACCCGUUCUCAGGCGGCGGUGGGGAAUCUGCGGGGCGGCGGAGCCAGUUUCCUCCCAAGUCCCUGACCUCUAAGAAAUUCAGCCAUUCAGCUCAAACCUCAGCCACUCCCCGCCACCCGCUCGACCCGCUUACCGUCGGCGAAAUCCACCGGGUCCGGUCCAUUCUUUCCUCCUACGAGCCCUUCCUCGGCAAAUUCCCGGCGAUUCAGUCCAUGACAAUCGACGAGCCGGACAAAUUGCGGGUUCUUGGGUGGCAAUCGGGCGACCCGCUCCCGCCCCGGAAGGCCUUCGUCAUCGGGCUGCUGGACAAUCAGUCACACCUGGUCACGAUUGACAUCGAGUCGGGCCGGGUCGAGACCCACGAGAUCAGUUCCGGGUCGGGUUACCCGAUGCUGACGAUGGAGGACGUUGCCGCGGCGGUGGACGCGGCGGUGUCGUACCCGGGGCUGGAGGUCUCGGCCGCGGCCCGCGGGCUCUCCGUGGCGAACCUGUCCUGCAUUUCGCCUUCCCCGGGUUGGUUCGGACCCGAGGAGGAAGGGAAGCGGCUCCUGAAGGUGCUCUGCUACUCGAAACAGGGGACCCCCAAUUUCUACAUGAGGCCGCUGGAAGGGCUGGUCAUGACCGUCGAUGUUGACCGGAGAGAAGUGAUUAAGUUCUCCGACACCGGGAGGGGGAUUCCGAUCCCCGGAGGAGCCAACACCGAUUACAGAUUCCACCCCGGGAACGACCCGCCGGAGAUGAACCCGAUCAACCCGAUUUCGAUGGAGCAGCCGCGGGGGCCGAGCUUCACGGUGACGGACGGGCAUUUGGUGGAGUGGGCGAAUUGGGAAUUUCACUUGAAGGCCGAUCAGCGGGCCGGGUUCAUUGUGUCCCGGGUCGUGGUUCGGGACUCCGAGACAGGGGAGCGGAGGAGCGUCAUGUACAAAGGGUUCCCGUCGGAGCUCUUCGUGCCGUACAUGGACGUCGACGAGGCAUGGUACUUCAAAUCGUACAUGGACGCCGGCGAGUUCGGGAUGGGCGCCACGGCGAUGCCGCUGGUUCCCCUGAACGAUUGCCCCCGAAAUGCGCACUACAUGGACGGGGUUUUCGUGUCGGCGGAUGGACGGCCGUUCAUUCAGCCCAACAUGAUCUGCCUGUUCGAACGCUACGCCGGCGACUCUGCCUGGAGACAUACCGAGCUCACUGUUAGCGCCGGCGGUGAAAAGUUAAGGGAAGCAAGAGCUAAGGUCACACUGGUGGCUCGAAUGGCGUCGUCGGUUGGGAACUACGACUACACAAUUGAUUGGGAAUUCCAGACCGAUGGCUUGAUCAAGAUCACGGUGGCUCUGUCGGGAAUGCUGAUGGUGAAAGCGACCGUGCACGACAACAUGAACCAAAUCGAGAACCAGGAGGAGACGGGACCGAUGGUUUCGGAGAACGUGAUCGGAGUAGUUCACGACCACUUCAUCACGUUCCACCUCGACAUGGACGUGGACGGACCGAACAACACGUUCGUGAAGGUGAACCUGGUGAAGGAAGAGAAUCUGGAAGGGAAAACCCCAAGAAAAAGCUACCUGAAGCCAGUGAGACACGUCGCCAAGACGGAGGAGGAUGCUCGAGUCAAGCUGAGCCUCUACAAUCCUUCCGAGUUCCAUGUGGUGAACCCUUCGAGGAGGUCGAGGUUGGGGAAUCCUUCGGGUUACAAAGUCGUCCCUGAAGCCAAUGCUGCCAGCCUGCUCGAUCACUCCGACCCUCCGCAACUGAGGAGCGCAUUCACUAACAAUCAGAUAUGGGUGACGCCCUAUAAUCGGAGCGAGCAAUGGGCAGGGGGACUUUUGACGUACCAGAGUCACGGAGACGAUACCUUGGAUGUCUGGUCACACAGGAACAGGGAAAUUGAGGACAGGGACGUUGUUCUAUGGUACACAUUGGGAUUUCAUCACGUUCCGUGUCAAGAGGAUUUCCCAAUUAUGCCUACUGUUGCGGCCAGCUUCCAGCUUAAGCCGGUGAACUUCUUUGACCGGAAUCCAAUACUGAGGGCUCGGCCGGUGUUCGAGAAGGACCUGCCGGUUUGCCGGCCUUCUGAGUCGGCUUCAGCCAUGUAGCUAGUGUCGUAUGAACAAGGGCUCGUGUGCUUGUAGGAUUUGAAAAUGAAUGUUUUGAAAUUUGAAAAUCUUUCUAGUUAUGAUGGAUUUGGUGCAUUCUUAGAUUUGAAAUAAAGGUUUUUUUACCAUAGAUGUCAAUUGUUUGUCCUCCAUAAUUUAAUUCAUGGGUUCCAUAAAUUUGUAUAUCUCAACAAACAAUGAAUGAAAUUUGAAUGUCGUA